AUGCGUACUGCGCGCGUUUCCGUGCCCAUGCUCUCGGCUCUCCUGAGCUACCUCGACCUGCUUUUCCUGAUUGGAGCCUGGCUAAGCCAAUGGGGCUCGAUCCUCACUCAGGUCUUCUGGGCGGCGGAGGCGCACUUCGAGUGGGGGAACGAGGCGGCGGCGCCGCCGUUUUGGCAUGUCACCGUCUUUAUCGGCCUCGUUGGAGUCGCAGUGACCAACGUACUUGGAGCCCGAUACUUCUAUCAGAGCGGUCGCCUCUUCCUCUCGGUGGUCGCCGCGCUCGACCUGGACACGCCGGUCCUCGUUGUAACACAAGGACGUGCGUAUGCCGAGGGGGGGGCGCCCGACCUCAGGGGGCUUCGUCGCCGUAACGCGCUCUGGCGCGGGCUCCCCUGCGCAGCCAUGUCCGUGUACGUCGCUCUCCGCGUCACCGCCCAAGAGGACAUCUGCCAAAUUGCACUCAUUGCCAGACUGCAGAGUGACCCGAAGUUUCGCGGAGACUUCGAGACGCAAUUCCCGAGCGGUAAACAGUUGGCUUUGAUACGGAAGGUUACUUACGACGAGAAUUUUGGCAAGUACUUGAAGAAAGUACUCGGGGACUCCAGGUGCCCGAUCUCCAACGUGAUUGUCGAGCCGUCAACGUCUUUCGAUCGAUAUUUGGCUGUGAAUGGCGUUCUCGCUGUCGACGCUGCAGACGUCCACCAGAUGGAGUACAACUCUGCUUUUCAAGCGAGCUGGAGACCCUAUGUGUUUGACUCUGCCUGGGCUGGAAUUCGCAAAUCCAGCUUGUACCCAUUAUCGAAGCUUGGAGGACUGACCAAGGGUGGCCUGGAAGCAAUGGUUGGACGUGCAGAGACCAAUAACUGGCAAGUACAGUGGGGCAGAUCGAACAGAAAGCAGCUCGGUGUUUCUGUCGCAAUUUAUUCGGGCCGACACACGACAUGGAAAUUCUGGACUGCUGCACUGUAG
Messenger RNA from Prorocentrum cordatum, 969 nucleotides. NCBI's taxonomy places the organism in Eukaryota, Dinophyceae, Prorocentrales, Prorocentraceae. The record is from the annotation of a GenBank genome assembly.